UCUGAGACCGUCUGUAGCUUCAACAACACACCCGGAAAUAGCUCGGUGCGCAGCAAAAUACAAACGUCAAACUCUCUCAGUCACACGAACACGCCGCCAACAUUAAUCUAUCAGAGCGAGAUUUAGCGAGAUUUGCAGUUUGGAGUCUGAAGUCGUAAAUUGACUACAUUCUAUUAAUUGGUGUCGGAGCGGAAAUCAGCAACAGCCUGCUUAGCAGAACUAUAAGUAAGAUUGAGGGACAAGCUUUCAGCAUGACAGGCUAAGCUGAAUCUUUACCGCUCGUGUGUGGCGUUCACUGGGGAGCUGCAGCCUCCACAAAGGCGUCUUUUCCGACUUGCGUCUUGGUUACACAGGUUGCACCAUGGCAAUGUGGAUUCAGGCCCAGCAGCUUCAGGGCGACGCGUUGCAUCAGAUGCAGGCGCUGUACGGCCAGCAUUUCCCCAUCGAGGUGCGACACUACCUGGCCCAGUGGAUUGAAAGCCAGCCUUGGGACUCUGUGGAUUUGGAUAAUCCAGGAGAAGAGGCUAAAGCCAAGCGUCUGCUUGACAACCUGGUGGCAGAGCUGCAGAAAAAAGCACAGGUUCAGGGAGGAGAGGAUGGCUUUCUUCUCAAGAUCAAGCUGGGACAUUUAGCCAGCCAGUUCAAGAGCACUUAUGACCGCUGUCCUUUUGAAUUGGUGCGCUGCAUUAAGCACAUCCUGCAGUCGGAGCAGAGACUAGUUCAAGAAGCAACAAAUGUGAGCUCUGGGGGUGGUGGGCAGGCCAUGGACACGCUGUCCCAGCGACAUCAACAGAUCAACCAAGCUUUUGAAGAACUGCGCCUAGCAACACAGGAGACAGAGAAUGAGCUGAGGAAGCUGCAGCACAGCCAGGAAUACUUCAUCAUCCAGUACCAGGAAAACCUGCGCAUCCAGGCCCAGCUGAGCAGCUUAUCUUCAGUGCCCCCAGCAGAGCGAACGCAGCGGGAAGCCGCCCUGCAGAGCAAGAGGGCCACUGUGGAGGCCUGGCUCACCAGAGAGGCCAGCACACUACAGAAAUACAGGCUUGACCUGGCAGAUCAGCACCAGAAGACUCUGGGUUUACUGAGGAAACAGCAGACUCUUAUCCUGGACGAGGAACUCAUUCAAUGGAAGAGGAGACAGCAGCUGGCUGGAAACGGGGGCCCUCAUGAGGGGGGGCUGGACGUUCUGCAGUCCUGGUGCGAAAAGCUGGCAGACCUGAUUUGGCAGAACCGACAGCAGAUUCGGCGCUGUGAGCAUCUUACCCAGCAGCUCCCUUUGCCUGGUUCGAUAGAAGAGCUGCUCACCAAACUCAACGCUGACAUUACUGACAUCAUCUCUGCCCUGGUCACAAGCACCUUCAUCAUUGAAAAGCAGCCGCCGCAGGUGUUAAAGACCCAGACGAAGUUCGCAGCUACUGUCCGUCUUCUUGUGGGGGGGAAGCUCAAUGUCCACAUGAACCCACCGCAGGUCAAGGCUGUCAUUGUUAGCGAGCAGCAAGCCAAAGCUUUGCUGAAGAAUGAAAGCACACACAGUGAAAGCAGUGGAGAAAUCCUUAACAACAACUGUGUAAUGGAGUACCACCAGGCCACAGGCACUCUAAGUGCACACUUCCGGAACAUGUCACUGAAGCGAAUUAAGCGUUCGGAUCGUCGAGGUGCCGAGUCUGUGACAGAGGAAAAGUUUACAAUUCUGUUUGAGUCCCAGUUCAGCAUUGGAGGAAACGAGCUGGUGUUUCAUGUCAAGACUCUGUCUCUACCGGUCGUUGUGAUUGUCCAUGGCAGUCAGGACAAUAACGCCACAGCAACAGUCCUGUGGGACAACGCCUUUGCUGAGCCGGGAAGAGUGCCAUUCCUUGUCCCUGACAAAGUGCUGUGGACCCAGCUUUGUGAAGCCCUGGAUAUGAAGUACAAGGCAGAAAUGCACAGUGGGCGUGGCCUGACUGAAGAUAACCUAGUCUUCUUGGCACAGAAAGCGUUUUCAAACAGCAGUAAUAACCCUGAGGAUUACCGUAACAUGACUAUUUCCUGGGCCCAGUUCAACCGGGAAAACCUGCCUGGACGCAACUUUACUUUUUGGCAGUGGUUUGAUGGAGUGGUAGAGCUCAUGAAGAAACACCUGAAGCCUCAUUGGAAUGAUGGGGCUAUUCUUGGGUUUGUGAACAAGCAGCAGGCUCAGGACAUGUUGAUGUCUAAACCCAACGGCACCUUCCUGCUGCGCUUCAGUGAUUCUGAGAUCGGAGGCAUCACUAUUGCCUGGGUGGCUGAAAAUCCCAACAAACAAGGUGAAAGGCUGGUCUGGAAUCUGCUGCCUUACACAACAAAGGACUUCUCCAUUCGCUCCCUGGCUGACCGCAUAAGUGACUUGAAUCAUCUUCUGUUUCUUUACCCUGACCGGGCCAAGGACGAGGUCUUCGCCAAGUACUACACCCCUCCACUCUCGAAACCAGUGGAUGGAUACGUUAAACCACAAAUCAAACAAGUUGUACCAGAAUUCACCACCCCAAACCCUGAGCCCUGCGCUGGAGCUGCAUUCAUGGACCAGACAGCUUCGUCCUCUGGCAGCCAUUCCAACAACUUUGUCUACUCCUCCAUUAGUGACAACAUGCUGGAUCCAGACGGAGAUUUCGACCUGGAGGACACGAUGGAUGUUGCCCGUCAUGUGGAGGAGUUGCUUCGCAGGCCCAUGGCCAACCAGUGGAGCAGUCAGCAGUCCUGAACCUAAAACGUGAAGCCGUUGCACAUCUUUGUGUUGUUUCUAUGUUUGGUUGUUUGUCUUUUUAACAAAAUCCUGGUGAGCAAUAAUGGAGAAGAGUCAGCUUGAUCGACACCUCAAUCCACUUCACAGUUUGGUUUUAGCAUUUAGCUAUGCUUGUCCAUAUGAGAAUAUAGAGCUAUAGUUACUGGCUGAUAUCCUCUCAAGCAGGUGUUUUUCUUUUUUUUUUUUAUAAAAAGGUGAGACAUGCAGUUAUUUUCAGUAGAAGCUGGGCAGUAAGUUCAUGUGUAGCUGAUGAACCUGCAAGACAUGAGGAAAGUUUAACUGGGGAGAAAAAAACUUAUCCAGACAUGAUUGUAUAUUUAUCUGAAUAAGUACUAAAAAUUAAUCUAUUUUCUAUUAGCAAUAAAAAUCUGUCAUUAUAUAUUGUCUAAAACCUUUAAAGAGAGACUAUGUAACUUCUUGCUAAACACCAGGGACCUUCAACACAAAUGGUACUUACAAACAUUUACUUGACAUGUCAGUUAUUAUCUUGAUGGUAAUUUAAACUUUUUUUUUAGUUUUGUCUCUAGUGGCCUUUAUUUGAAGGUAGUUGGACAGGAAGGAGGGUAGUGAGAGAGGGGGAAGACAUGCGGCAAAUGUCGCCAGGCCGGGAAUCGAACCUGUGACCACCGCCACGAGGACUAUGGCCUCAAUACGUGGGUUGUGCUUUGCCCCUGCACCACCACAGCAGCCCAGUAGUUACUUCACAAAAAGUGUCAACCAUCAGUCAUCUGUGACUUCAACUUUAUGGCUGAUUCAAACCAGUGAUGAAUCGGUUUGGUCCAAAUAGAUUGGAAUGGUUAUUGAACUUGCGGGAAAAAAACUGAUUCUAAUUUCUUGUUUUUUCUAAUCCUUCUGAAGAGAAACCUGUUUGUAUGAAAUAUGAGAUGGCGUUAAUAUUAACAAAAAUGAAGGGAAACGUGCGCGUUUGAUUUGAUCCUUUUCAAUAUCUAAUCCAACAAACUGCUCCAAACCAGAAUCAUCAGAAUGAGCUGCCUGGCGUUGGCAGAGAGGCUUUGGCUGGUUUUUCUUUGGUGGAACCAACAAACUGAACUCUACAGGUCAACACUGAUGAGCUUUUCUGACAAAUGUGUCUCCAUGUUGAGGGAAAUAAACGGGCUUUCCAACAAACAUACAGCCGAGAGCCAUUGUCACAACAGAGACAUAACAUCAAACACGUUUCCUUCCUUUUGUGCUUUUAAUAAAAACGUAAUAUUCAUGAAAUAUCAGGUUUCCAAUGUAAAAUGAGUGAAACACUGCCCCCCUCAAACAGGUGCUGCAAUGUGUAGGAAGGAAGAGAUUUCCAUUUGCAACAAGCCAAAUGUUUAAAAACUAAAAUAUUUGACCAGUGCAUUCACACAGGUUAGAUGAGUCUCUAUGCUGGCCUCUGGAAAAGUAGGAUUUGACAUGGGAGCCCUUGUGUACUGAUAAAUUCUGAAUGCAUGUUUUGCACCAGAGCCUGCAGUGAUGAGAUUGGAACCGACAGCUCUCAUCCCAUUGCUUUGUUUCCAGCCCCAGCUGUGUUUUUGCAGCUCCAAACACAACAAAGGGAUAAUAAGAUCAGCUAAUAGAAAAGGAGACCCAAGCAGAGGAGAGUGUCCCCUGCCACUCGGUUAUAAGUUCUAGUGACAGAGAACUUAAGUUUUUUUUUCCCACUCAACACACUUGUGUGUUUUAUGUACUGAAUGCACAUUUGUGUGAACUGUAUCACUUUAAAUCACCUGCAGGUCCUGGCUGUAGUUCUGACUGAACUGAACUGGUUAGUUGCUAAAUAACACAAACGGUGUCAACCUAGAAACUAUGAGUUCAUAGCUUCUAGGUUUCCUGAAGAAUAUAGUAUGCAAAGAUUACAUUUCUAUAGAUCUUUUUGUUUCCUUCCUCAGAAGUUGCAUAGUCUAACUUUAAGUGUUAAAAAUCUAACUGAAUGUCUUGAGAUGUAUUUUUCCUUGAAAUGCAUCUGUUCCACCGUACUGCCUUGCAUCAUGUUGGCUUGAGCUGCUGAAACAUGUUAAAUAAUGAGAUUUUACUGUUAAGUUUUUGUAGUUUUUACUUCAUUCAGCAUGUUUUUAAUUUCUCAUAGAGCUGUUUAAUGCAACGUGAAGCAGAGAGCUGGGUGUCACACUAGAACGAAGCAGAGUUUAAUCCUAAAAUCUUCGUUUUGAACAUCCACAUCUACACCAACUAAUGUGUCCCAACAAGGUGAAAUAAAGUCUUAAAGUGCCUUUUUAUGUGUUGGAGAUGGCAGACUUGCAAAAAAAUAUGUCCUGUGCACAAACAUGCAGUCUUUGAGACUGCAUGUCUCAAAGACAUGCAGUCUUUGAGACAUGCUCUUGCAUAUAAAAUAGUUGCUUAAGGUUAUUAUGACAAAGGAUAAUUAAAUUCUCACUUUUAAAACUUUACCUGGAGGAGGGAGGCUGUUAUAACUAUGGAUGGACUGAUGAAUAAACCUGGAGUUCCUUAAUGUUGGGAGAUUGAUCGAUACUUGCAUGAGAAGCUGAUCUUAUCCACUGAUCUUACCCACCUCUGCAAAAGUCUGAAAAUCAGCCACUGUCCUUUUCUGCUCUGAGUGACCUCCCUGCCCACCAGGUUAUUUCUGCACAUGCUCAGUUGACAGAAGUCAUUCCACUUGCCAACAUUUUUAGCAACUUCUCAGACAAAAAUCGGUAUCAGCCAAAAUUGGAAUCAGGUGAUCAGCGAUCAGCCCGAAACUACAAUGCACAUCUGAUUACAACUAAAUGAGCCAGCCGCACUUUUGAAAAUGUGGAAUGAGACCACACCCUGCUAGGUCUCUGUACAGCCUCACAUUGUACAGCCUCACAUUUUACCUCAAGAGCUAAGAGAAGGUGUCACAGAUUAGAGGAAAUAAGUAGUCACAGUUGGUUGAUGAAUAAAAUGACAAAAAAAAGUUCUUAUCUAAAAUCCUAAUACUAGCUGUAGAGCCUGGAGAAAGGAGCUCUACUUUGCAGUAAAUGAUCUCAGUCCUUCAAGUCGAGUUCUGCAGGUAGCCCUGUGUCUGAACAGAACUAUUACUGUUCCUCAAUCAGCUUAAAAUCUGUAUUUGUGUUCUGCCAUGUGAAUUCUGUCUGUAAGGUUUAAACAUAAACUCUGUUUUGAAAGAGUUUUCCUUAAUGUGUCUGAAAUAUUUUAGGUACUUUUGUUUUGAUGCUGAUGUACAUCUGAUGUUUACCUUUUAGUACAUCUAUCAGAUUGAUACUCUGAGAUGUUUUCCAUUGGUUGCUAGGUACAUGGUGUGUCACAUGCAAAUUUUUAUUAAUUUUAUUUCUGAUCAACUUUUUCUUCUGAGAUGAAUUGACUUUGUUUUUGUACUUACUUUUCAAUAGAAUACAGAAGAAUGUGAUACCAUGUUGUUUUCUACUAUGCCAUGUUAAAAUAAAAUGAUCAAAAUAUGUU
This is a messenger RNA of Poecilia reticulata (guppy), 6166 nucleotides long. Its product is annotated as signal transducer and activator of transcription 5B-like. NCBI's taxonomy places the organism in Eukaryota, Metazoa, Chordata, Actinopteri, Cyprinodontiformes, Poeciliidae. The record is from RefSeq and is a predicted model, not a curated record. Gene Ontology annotation, biological process: signal transduction; regulation of DNA-templated transcription. Gene Ontology annotation, molecular function: DNA binding; DNA-binding transcription factor activity.